Messenger RNA from Lemur catta (Ring-tailed lemur), 924 nucleotides. RefSeq names its product olfactory receptor 1019-like. Gene Ontology annotation, molecular function: olfactory receptor activity; G protein-coupled receptor activity; odorant binding. Lineage: Eukaryota; Metazoa; Chordata; Mammalia; Primates; Lemuridae. The record is from RefSeq and is a predicted model, not a curated record. Gene Ontology annotation, biological process: G protein-coupled receptor signaling pathway; sensory perception of smell. Gene Ontology annotation, cellular component: membrane. The coding region runs from base 1 to 924 and encodes 307 amino acids. The transcript has a single exon.
AUGGAGAAUUCAUCUAUAGUGACUGACUUCAUCCUUCUUGGCAUGACAGAUAACCCUCAGCUUGAAGUCCUGCUAUUUGGAGUCUUUCUUAUUAUUUAUAUCAUCACUGUGUUGGGGAACCUAGGCCUGGUGGUCCUGAUCAGAGUCAGCCCUCAACUCCAGAUCCCCAUGUACUUUUUCCUCUCUAAUCUGUCCUUCCUUGAUGUCUCUUUCUCUUCCAUCACCAUCCCAAAGACUUUAGCAAAUUUGUUAUCUAAGCUGCAGAAUGUUUCUUUCCUUGAAUGUGUGACUCAAAUGGGCCUGUUCAUAAUCUUUGCCUCUGCUGAAUGCAAUGUUUUGGCUUCCAUGGCCUAUGAUCGCUAUACUGCCAUCUGUCACGCACUGCUCUACCACAUUACCAUGUCAAUAGUCCAUUGUCUCUUCUUGGUAGCAGGAUGCUACCUUGGUGGGUUAGUUAACAUGGUCACUGUGACAACUUCCAUCACACAGCUAUCAUUCUGUCAAGCACGUGUCCUCUCUCACUUCUUCUGUGACAUUCCCCCACUGUUGGCACUGGCUUGCUCAGAUGUGUGGGUCACCCAGAUCUUGGUUCUUGGCUGUGGGGGAUUCACCUUGGUCACCUCCAUUGUGGUGGUCCUUGUCUCCUACAUGUCUAUCCUCAUUACUAUCCUGGGAAUUUCCUCAGCUUCUGGAAAACAGAAAGCCUUCUCCACCUGUGCUUCCCACUUGACUGCUAUUGGCCUGUACUAUGGAACAACUAUGUACACAUACUUGCAGCCCUCUCAACAUGGAUCCCGGGCAGGAAAUCAGAUGAUCUCCGUGUUUUAUACAAUGGUGAUCCCCAUGUUAAAUCCUCUCAUCUACAGUUUGAGAAACCAGGAAGUGAAAGUUGCUCUACGGAAAAUAUUGAGGCACAGUCCCUAA